AUGACAUCACAAGCAGUGCUAUUGACCAUUGGAUUUUUGAUGGUUUUAGGAGGAGCUACCUUCAUGAACUAUGAGGGCAAUGUUAGUACCAUAGAUCAUGGAUUCACAGCUGAUUUUGCAUCCUUCAUUAAAAGCUUCGACACAAAAUAUGACUUCAUUAGAUCAGAUAUCACAUGGUCAACAUAUGGUGGUGCUGAAACUAGACCCACAACUGCUCCUUCCAAAUAUCCAAUUGUUUUCAUCCAUGGGAACUCAGACAUUGGUGCAGGAAAUGGUGGAACUGUUGGAUGGUAGACAGGAUUCACUACACUUAUUGAAUAUUUAUAAAAUUAUGGUGGAUACACUAAAGCUGACUUGUAUGUUACAACAUGGGGCCCUGCAAAUCCUAACUUAGCCUCUUAAAACAGUCAUAGUGAAAAAUAUGUCAUGACAACCAGAAGGUUCAUUGAAGGUGUUCUUGCAUACACCAAAGCUAGCAAAGUCAUUGUGAUUGGUCAUUCAAUGGGAGUCACUUUGGCUAGAGCAGCCAUUAUUGGUGGAACAUAUUCUGAAUCUUUGUUUGCUAAAUUCACAGUUGGAGAUCCCAUUACAAAUUCUAUUGCAGCAUUCUUUGGAUUAGCAGGUGCCAACUAUGGAUUAGUAGAUUGCACUUAUGCAACAGGAUUACCAACAUGCAGCACAUACAAUGGAUUCUCACCAUCAUCUCAAAUGUUGACUGCAUUGAAUUCUAAAACUCACAGAGAGGGGGCAAAAGUGUAUUCCUUCUGGUCACCAAAUGACGAUAUCAUCAAAUACAACUGCAUUGUUAAUCAAAAAAAUACAUGCAUUGUCCCAGGAAGUGAUGGAUCAUAUUAAUAAAGUGGAUAUACUCACUUCGACGUUAGAGACAAAUUUGCAGCCGACAUACUAAGUCUUAUUCAGAAAUUAUGAUGAUGAUAUUAUUUAUACUUAAAUAAUAUAAAUAUCAUAUUUA
Molecule: messenger RNA, 973 nt
Organism: Paramecium tetraurelia
Lineage: Eukaryota; Ciliophora; Oligohymenophorea; Peniculida; Parameciidae
Exons: 4
Biological process (GO): lipid catabolic process
Molecular function (GO): lipase activity
Source: RefSeq, a predicted model, not a curated record